UUACAUUUGGCAUUAUAGUCCAAAACACAACACGAUUUGGCCAUAGUUAUCUAGCUAACUGUUUCUACACAGUUAUGGUUCAGUCUAUUUUUAAAUAACGUUACUUAAUUCCGCGGCCGAGUGGUGACCCGGAAUUAUUUUAGCGAUCUUUGUUUACAAACAUUCAAUCUCGUGUUGCCGGUCUGGUCUGUACUCCGUAUCAAAUCCAAACUACAUUGCACAUUUAAAUAAAUACGGUCCUCAGCGCACCGAAAUGUUUUUUUUUCAGGCGCAUCGUCCCAGCGUUCUGCCAGAAAAGAAGCGUAGUGGACACCUGAUGUCGUCUGAGGUCCAUCAACGGACGGUCGUUUUCCUGAGAAGUCGUCUAAGGGCCACCGUACUACGAUUAUAGCGUAUUGGCAGAUCGAGAAUUCCGGUGCUCAGGACACCAUUUUGGUUUCGGUAACUUCUGGCUCAUCCAGCCUCUCCGGUUCCUCCACGUUCGCAGCCAUUAAUGUCGCGUACUGCGUGGUAGCAGCAGUGCCAGCUACUUGAGGAAAUAGCUGGUCGCCACUCUGUAGAUGGCAACUACAGAAACUUCGCAGGUUAAGAGGAAUCGAGAUGAAAGUCGCUUCGUUUGCUCUUGCAAAUGCGAUAGACGCGAUGCAAGCACACAGACCGACACCAAAGUACAAGGUCAUGGACCGCGACUUUCCAAAGUCAACCUCUUCACUCUGCUGAGCCUUUGGAUGGAACUUUUCCCCAGGAAUAAAUCGCAACUGAAAAAUGCUGAGCAAGCACGAGUCACAGGUCUGGUCGUGGUCCAGGACCACAACGUGAUCGGUCUGCACUGCUCCAGUGCUGAGCUGCAUGUGGGGCAGGUGGCAGUGAUCAGACAUGGCCCCAGGCUGAAGGGCUGUGACCUCUACUUCUCCAGGAAGCCCUGCUCCACCUGCCUGAAGAUGAUCGUUAACGCUGGCGUGAACCGCGUGUCCUACUGGCCCGGCGACCCCGAGCUGAGCUUGCUGUUGCUUAGCGACGGUGCUGCGGUGGACCGGCAGGGCCAAGGCAGCUCCCAGGAGGCCGUGCUCGACGCCAUCGCCGCGGAGCGGCUCAAGUCCAACAGCCGGCUGCACGUGUACGUUCCGCUGCAGCCGCUGGCCAGCACGAUGCAGCAGUUCGCCGCGGAGACCUCCGUGGCCUGCGACUUCCUGCAGUGCAUGGCGGACCGCGAGAGCCGGGACGCGGGAGAGCUGUUCGCCGUCCAGCGGCGGCGGAGCCUGGAGGACCUCACGACCGCCUUCUUUGUCACGGACGAGCUUCGGCACCAGGACAUCCUGGCCAGGAUGGGCCUGGAGAACUUCUGCGUGGAGCCCUAUUUCAGCAACCUGCGGCAGCACAUGCGGGAUCUGAUCAAGGUGCUGGCGUCGGUCGCCUCCAGCGUCCCCGACCUCCAGCUGGGCUACGGCUUCUAUGUGAAGGACCUGGCGGAAGGCCCUGUGCCAGGCCUCUCCCAGGGCCUCUCCCAGGGCCUCUCCCAGAGCCUCUCCCAGGACGUCUCCCGACACUGCAUGAUCCAGGCCCGACUGCUGGCCUACAGGACCGAGGACCCCAAAGUCGGAGUUGGUGCUGUGAUCUGGGCUGAAGGAAAGUCCGGUCGCUGUGACGGGACGGGCUGCAUGUACCUGGUGGGCUGCGGUUACAACGCAUUUCCGGCGGGGUCCGAGUAUGCAGAGUUCCCCCGGAUGGACACCAAGCAGGAGGACCGUCAGAGCAGGAAGUACAGAUACAUCAUCCACGCAGAGCAGAGCGCACUCAUCUUCAGGAGUGCUGAGAUUAAGGAGGAUGAGAACACAAUGCUCUUUGUCACAAAAUGCCCCUGUGAUGAGUGUGUACCUCUGAUAGUGGGCGCUGGAAUUAAACAGGUGUACACCACAGACCUGGACAGUGGCAAAGAUAAACAUGACAUCUCCUACCUCAAGUUUGACCGACUACAGGGUGUACAGAAGUUUAUAUGGCAGAGAAAUCCACAAGCCGGAGACCUUUCACAACCGCCCAAACGGACAUUAUCAAACGGUUGCGUCCGGAACUGUGAGUCUAAUACCGAAGAGGGUCACUGCAAUAAGAAAACUCGUCUUUAAAGGAAAGAUCGACUUCUGGAUGGUUGAGGGCGGCUGUGCUCCUACUCCUGAAAGAAUAGAAAUGAACUCCUUCCAGAAGUAAUGUUCCCAGGCACAGAAAAGGAAAAGAGGCUGGGAAAGUGGCAGGUGCUCCAUGCCAGCUUACUGAAGAUACCCGAGUGCACUUUGGAAUCCAUUCACGUACCACAACCAGACCUGGGUCGAAUGCAUAAUUGUUUUUGAUUCAAAUGCCUUUCUGUGUUUGAUUGAUCUUGCCUGGUGCAGCUGACCCAACCAAUAGGACCAGAAGGUGGGGUUUGCCCUUUUUGAGAGUAUUUCAUAGGUUCCAAUACACCAGUCAGUCUCCAUAUUGAGCAUUGAAAAGUACAGUAUUUGAAUCCAAAACAAUAAUGUAUUUGAUCCAGGUCUGACUGCAAAUUAUUUCUGCGCUGGGCAGAUUCAUAGUAUGUUUUAUUGUAAGCAUGGUUUGGGAAAAUGCAUAAAAAUGUUUUAAUGAGUAUCAAAGUAUGUGAACAAUAUAAUUAUGUAAAAGUAUUUAAUUGAGUCGUCACCUUUUAUGUGUGUUAUUGACAAAAGUGCAUUUUGUGAAAAUCGUGAAUUGGAAGGUAUGUGGGUGAUGGGAAGGCCAUGCUUUUUUAAACUACGAAAAAUAAUUUUAAUACCUUGCAUAUGCAACAUGCACAUCUAGAUUUGAGUUGAAAUGGACCAAGGAAAGCUUUAUUUAUCUCUUCAGUGGUACUUUUACUGAAAGAAAAUCCGUUUCUGAAUGAAUGUAACUGCUAUCUCAUCACUGACUACAUGGAAAAUAAACCUGAUGGUUCAAAAGUA
Conger conger (European conger) is the source of this 2948-nucleotide messenger RNA. It is a transcript of the gene cdadc1, whose product is annotated as cytidine and dCMP deaminase domain containing 1. The record is from RefSeq and is a predicted model, not a curated record. Lineage: Eukaryota; Metazoa; Chordata; Actinopteri; Anguilliformes; Congridae. Gene Ontology annotation, molecular function: zinc ion binding; hydrolase activity. The transcript is spliced from 9 exons. The coding region runs from base 561 to 2120 and encodes 519 amino acids.